This is a messenger RNA of Aspergillus steynii IBT 23096, 1101 nucleotides long. RefSeq lists its product as uncharacterized. The record is from RefSeq and is a predicted model, not a curated record. NCBI's taxonomy places the organism in Eukaryota, Fungi, Ascomycota, Eurotiomycetes, Eurotiales, Aspergillaceae. The coding region runs from base 1 to 1101 and encodes 366 amino acids. The transcript is spliced from 9 exons.
AUGUUCGUCAACAAACUAGCCCGACACGCAACGCCCUCUAUUCAUAGAGCCCCGCCCUUGUUCGCGGUAGCGGUAGGCCAACCCGUUCGAACGGUCGUGACAUGGGUGGAACAAGACAACUGGGAGGACCCGCGCGGGCCUUUGGGCAUUGAGAGACCUAGUCCGAAGCUCGCGCCUCUCACCUCCGAGAGUCCGUCGUGGCUCAAAGACCUGCACAAGAACGGGUGGGCCUUAGUGAAGGGGGCAGUGCCGAAAGACAGGGCCCUCAAGUAUGCUGACAAGGGCGAGGAAUGGCUCGAAGGGUUCAAACUGGGAUACAAGCGUGAUGACCCGUCAACAUGGAAAUCUGAAAACUUUCCCAGACAUCGUCAUGGGGGACUAUUCGACCACUUCUCUUUUGCCCAUGCACAGUUCGUUUGGGACUGUAAAUCAGAGCCCGGGGUUCGCGAUAUCUUUGCGAAGAUCUGGGGCACAGAGAAGCUCACGGUAUCAUAUGACGGAGGCACGCUGGCUGUUCCGACUCCCGAUGAGCCCGGUCAUGGAAAGGCACCUUGGCCUCACGUGAAUCAGAGUGCCUAUCGAGCCUGGCCCCACUGCAUUCAGGGCUUGUUGAACCUACUUCCAAAUGGCCCCGAAGACGGUGGCCUUGCCGUGAUGAGCGGUACGGCUCCGCUAUUCGAGCAAUACUUCAAGGAGCAUCAAGCUCCCGAGGGUGGUUGGAUCAAAAAGGAUCUUUUCAACUGGACGGAUAAGGAGCUCCAAUGGUUCCAAGACCGAGGCUGUGAAUGGGUAAAACCCAGCAUGGAGCCCGGCGACUUCGUUCUCUGGGACUCUCGAGCCGUUCAUUACGGCGCUGCGCCGCUCGGAAACAACAAGCGGAUGGCUGUUUACACAUGCUACAAGCCCAUCGAUCUCUUGACGGAGGAGCAAAGAGAACGCAAAGUAGAGGCUUUCAAACGGGGUUAUAUGACGUCACACGAUCCCACCGAUUUUGUCCUGAAGGAGGAGCAAAUGGCAGACUGGAACAUCCUUCAUCCUUAUGGGCCGCCGGUCAUCAACAAGGCCACUCAACAGGCUAUUGGGAUGAUCCCGUAUGAUUAA